Paraphaeosphaeria sporulosa is the source of this 1692-nucleotide messenger RNA. RefSeq lists its product as uncharacterized. The record is from RefSeq and is a predicted model, not a curated record. NCBI's taxonomy places the organism in Eukaryota, Fungi, Ascomycota, Dothideomycetes, Pleosporales, Didymosphaeriaceae. The coding region runs from base 195 to 1544 and encodes 449 amino acids. Gene Ontology annotation, biological process: negative regulation of rDNA heterochromatin formation; negative regulation of silent mating-type cassette heterochromatin formation. Gene Ontology annotation, cellular component: Rpd3L complex; cytosol. The transcript is spliced from 4 exons.
CCUCCCACGCCGGCUCCAGCCAGACGUUCUUCCACGAAGCAUCCCGCCCCCCGAGCGCUCUGCUGCUCGUCUCUGCGCGUCGCGAAGCUCCCCGCGUUUGCCUGGCGCCAUCGUCACCCGCCCUCCCGCGCCCGCCGCGCUCGCAGCUCCGCCAGCAUUCGCAGAAGCCGCGCUCGCGCUGAGCCGCAGUCGCCAUGGCCGGGUCGCAGCAGCAGCAGAUCAUUGACACCAUCUUCUCCAUGAAGCGGAGAAUACUGCGUCCCGACGACUCCUCCGACAACGAAGACACGGCGCCGACGUACGGACCGCAGAAGCAGAGCCUGAAGCGCAAAGUCCACUAUUCGCACCACGGCGACACAGACCUGGUCAACGGCCAUCGCCCGUACAAAAAGAGAAUCGAGCAUGCCGGCUAUCGCAGAUACAUCCUCCAGCGCAACCCUCCGCGAUACGACCCCGAUGGCGACAUUGUCGAGAUUGGCGACGAGGACGAUGAGGACGACCUCUCGCCCGUCGAAGAGAAUCCAUACGCCGACAUGCGCUUGGAAGAACUGCUCGCUCCGUUGAGCUCCGCUGCCGAUCUACCUACACACCCCUCGUAUAGCGUCGCCUACACCUCCAAGCACCUCACCAACCUCACAAACGAAGCCGCCGCCAUAUCGCGAAAGGAGAACCUGGCCCUACGGCAUGCAAAGACCUUGCAGUUGAAGUUUCAAGGCGACCCCAGCUUUGCGCCAAACGCGCUGGCUUCCCUGGCCCACGAAUCUUUUCUCGACUUUGGGCGCGACCUACCCAACGGACGAGCGGCAAAUGGCCCCGACGAGCACAGCAGAAAAGGCGCAGACGAGAACACAACCCAGGAAACCUCAGCCGCCGGCGAGGACGUCGAAAUGUCGGACGCCACGCAAAGCAACGGCGCCCCAAGAAUACAAGAGCCGAACGGCACGUCCACUUCAGAAGUCCAAAAUGGCACAUCACACGUCCCCAACGACAUGCCUCGUGCCGACGACGCAGAACCCACCCAGACAAACGGCGAGCACCCGCCCUUCCCCGAUGCAGACGAUGCCUCCGACACGGCAUCGCACAACACCGCACACCGCAUGACCACGCGUCGGCAAGCUCGCGCCGCAGAGUCGCCCUCCCCGCCCGCCUCGCCCUCCUCCUCCGUCCACGAAGUCCACCCCAUGUUCGUCUUCCCCACCGACGCCCUACCCGACCGUGACCUCGGGCUGCCCGCCGACGAAGCCGAAGAUACCCGCCUCCUGCUCAUGGCAUACGUGCAGAAGCAAGAAGAGGUCGCGCGGCUUGCGGCAGAGCUGUUCUCUGGGAUAAUGGAGGGCGAGCGUAUGAGGCAGGAGGUGCUUAAGAUGGCGAAGGCGGAGGCGCAUCUAGGCGAGAUGAGUGACGGCGAGGAUUGGUAUGAUCGCGAGGAGUGGCAUUUGACGGAGGAUUUAGGCAAGGGGAAGGACGAGGAGGAUGACGAUGCAGUGGUCACUGGGAAGAAGAGUACGCGGCAGCGGAGGAAGCCGGAUAAGGAGGAUCGGUAGAAACGGUCCUCUUACAAGAACGGGAUGGCACCCAGGUAGCGGGGAGUGGGGUGGGUUAGUUGGUGUGAUUUGGUUUGGCGGGUUCGCGUCGUGUCGCGCAGUAAAGCAAUAUACCCAUUUUCCGUCUGCGUCUGCAUCUGCGUCUGCG